Purpureocillium takamizusanense is the source of this 2139-nucleotide messenger RNA. Its product is annotated as Chitin synthase. The record is from RefSeq and is a predicted model, not a curated record. Bases 1 to 2139 code for a protein of 712 amino acids. Lineage: Eukaryota; Fungi; Ascomycota; Sordariomycetes; Hypocreales; Ophiocordycipitaceae. The transcript is spliced from 3 exons. Gene Ontology annotation, cellular component: cell periphery; cell septum. Gene Ontology annotation, molecular function: chitin synthase activity.
AUGGCUCUCACAGAAGGAUGGCAUGCGAAAGAUAUAGCCUACACCAGCAUUGUUGGGGCUUUCAUGCUGAUGGCACUCUUGGAAUGGAUUCUGUGGCUCGCCGCGUUUCUGUACUGCUUGAUCAAGGUAUUUAGGAAGGCAGAUAACUGGUCCAUGCGGAUUCUUUCCGUCGCUGUCGGUACCGCCUUUACCCUUUUGCGAUUCAUCUUCUUACCUAUCAUGGUGGUGACACUGCCCUUGCCGCCACAAAUUACUCAAUAUUGGCCAGCUGCCAUGGUGUCAUUUCUACAGUGGUUUGCCUUUUGGAGUUUCUCCAUCCUCCUGACCGUUCCAUGGCUAUUCUGCGUCUAUCAGCUGGUUACCAGCAACCUGGGUGGUAACAAACGCAUUAAGGAGGUACUAGAUGACACCACAGCUCCUAAAAUCGUGGUUGUCAUGCCUUGUUAUCGCGAAGAGCCCGAGGUGCUCAUUACAGCAAUCAACUCUGUCGUCGAUUGUGACUACCCGGCGGCCUGCAUACAUGUCUUCCUGUCAUUUGAUGGGGACGAGGUGGAUGACCUAUACCUAAGCACCAUCGAAAGUCUCGGCGUGCAGCUUACCCCAGGAUUCUACCCGAGGAGUCUGGAUAUUCUUUAUAAGGAAGCCCGUAUUACGGUCUCAAGGUUUACCCACGGAGGCAAACGGCAUUGCCAGAAGUCAACAUUUAAGCUCAUUGAUAAGGUCUACUCCCGGUAUUUAAUGAAAAGAGACGAUCUUUUUAUUCUUUUCAUUGAUUCCGACUGCAUCCUGGAUCAAGUAUGCCUGCAGAAUUUCAUGUACGAUAUGGAACUCAGUCCUGGAAACUCUGGCGAUAUGCUCGCCAUGACUGGUGUAAUUACUUCGACGACCAAGAAGCAUAGCAUCAUUACACUACUACAAGACAUGGAAUACGUUCACGGCCAGCUUUUUGAACGAACCGUCGAAUCAGGGUGCGGAUCUGUCACCUGCCUACCGGGAGCACUCACGAUGCUUCGCUACUCAGCUUUCCGAAAGAUGGCCAAAUACUACUUCGCCGACAAGGCCGAAGAGUGCGACGACCUAUUCGACUUUGCCAAAUGCCACUUAGGUGAAGAUAGGUGGCUUACGCAUUUGUUCAUGAUCGGCGCACGAAAGCGGUACCAAAUUCAGAUGUGUACUUCUGCUUUCUGUAAAACAGAAGCCGUGCAGACAUAUCGGUCUCUCGUCAAACAGCGACGCCGAUGGUUCUUAGGCUUUAUAACGAAUGAGGUCUGCAUGCUAACGGACUGGCGACUAUGGAAAAAAUACCCCAUCCUAAUCGUGGUCCGCUUCAUGCAGAACACUAUUCGAACGACAGCACUAUUGUUCUUCAUCAUGGUUCUCGCCUUGUGUACCACGGUCGCCAAGAUAGAAAAUCUGCCCGUGGGCUUCAUUGCCGUCUCUUUGGGGUUGAAUUGGCUGCUUAUGGUCUAUUUCGGCGCCAAACUUCGGCGAUUCAAGGUUUGGAUGUACCCAUUGAUGUUCGUCUUGAACCCGUUCUUCAAUUGGUAUUAUAUGGUGUACGGCAUAUUUACCGCUGGGCAACGAACAUGGGGCGGGCCUCGGGCCGAUGCCGCCGCGGCUGACGCGAAUACUACCGCGCAACAAGCAAUCGAACGGGCAGAAGACCAGGGUGACGAGCUUAAUGUCAUACCGGAGACGUUCAGACCCACGAAUACCUCCCAGAACCCAAGCACGCCCUAUAAAGGGCACGGAGGAGGACUUGGCCGUCAGAAGAGCGUCGUCAGACCGCCUGACAAGCUUGUCGGAAGAUUUGCAGCCGGAUUGACGUCUUCAGCAGGGCCGUCGGAGACGUUCAACGGGUCUGAAGCCGGCUCCGUUCUUUUAGAGGAACGUCCCCUCUCAGGGCUCUCAUCCAGGCUGUCGGUAGCAACUGGUGAUUGGCAUGAUUCUCGUGAGAGUUUGCAAACGGGCGCUUCGGCGGCAUUGCCUCAGAAUGCGCCAAAUGCUAUACAAAGGCACAUGGGGUACGAUCAUCUAGUCGCAGGCAUGCCGGAGCCGCGAACGCCGUCACCGUUGCAUGAGAUGUCUUCAGGUCCCGACAAACAGACACAAAGCGAUUUGGCAGAAAAACAGGCUUAA